Molecule: messenger RNA, 1233 nt
Organism: Protobothrops mucrosquamatus (brown spotted pit viper)
Lineage: Eukaryota; Metazoa; Chordata; Lepidosauria; Squamata; Viperidae
Gene: CAPN13
Product: calpain 13
Exons: 8
Coding region: 158-1066 (302 amino acids)
Biological process (GO): proteolysis
Cellular component (GO): cytoplasm
Molecular function (GO): calcium-dependent cysteine-type endopeptidase activity
Source: RefSeq, a predicted model, not a curated record
UAGAAAAGUGCCUUUUGCACAAACACUGGAAGAAUUAAAAGAUAGUGUCACCUACUGAGGCACACUGUUGUGAUUGAUAUUCAUUCCUUGGAGACAGUGUGCAUCUGAGGAGCCAGAAGGCUUAGGAUCAUUCUCUUGUACAGAAGCUCAGAACAAAAUGGAGAAAGACAAGAACCUGCUUCUCAAGCAAAAUCAAGCAACUGAAGGAAGUCUAGCUUCCCCUUUGCCGUUUAACAACCAGGACUUUGUUAAACUGCAAAACUACUGCUUGCGUAAGGGCCUACUUUUUGAAGAUGAUACAUUCCCAGCAAAUAGUCAUUCCAUUGGACUUAAUUUGCUUCCACAAGAGAAACUGAGAAAAGUACAGUGGUUGAGACCACACGCAUGGGCCAGAAAUCCAUGUUUAUUUGUGGAUGGAAUAAACCAAUUUGAUAUUCUUCAAGGACAAAAAAUAGGUGACUGUUGGGUUUUAGCAGCUCUGGGUGCUUUGAUCCAACAACAGCGGUUCCUGAAAAAUGUGAUUCCUAUAGACCAAGAAUUUAAUCACACUUAUGCAGGAAUCUUUCAUUUUCAGUUCUGGUAUUUUGGAAGCUGGGUUGAUGUGGUGAUAGAUGACCGUCUGCCUUUCGUGGAUGGAAAUUACUUAUCAGUUCAUCCCAGGAGCACAAAUGAAUUCUGGCCACCUCUGCUUGAGAAAGCUUAUGCCAAAUUGCGUGGUUCUUAUGAGAAGUUGCACUACGGCCUUAUCUCAGAAGCUUUCGUAGAUCUCACAGGUGGGGUCCAGUUUGAAUUCAAUCUUGGAAAUCUUACUGAUCAUUUGUUUGAAAUAAUGAAAACUGCUGCUUUGUCAGGCUGUCUAAUGGCAUGCACCACUCCUCAAAGGAAAAAGCCGGAUAACGAAGUAUUGGAAAAUGGAAUUGUGCAGCAACAUGUCUAUGCUGUUAUAGAUGCCACAGAGGUUCCUUACAUGUACAGGAAAGAAUGUCUAAUCAAACUCUGGAAUCCGUGGGGCACUGUGGAAUGGAAUGGAGCUUGGAGUGAUCAGUAUGAUGUUGCAAUCUUUUAAUUUCUUAAGAAGGAUGACUCCCUUGAGGUCUUGGAAUGAGAACACUCUUUAAGAGUUAGCAUGUAGGGACUUGGCAUAAUAAUACUGCUGCAAGAACUAAUAUUGCAACCCAAGGGUCGGCAUUUCAUGCUCUAUAUUAAAAUUCAAGGCAUCCCUAGGCAUUUCCA